UAUGACUCGGCAGACUCGUGCGUAGUGUUUCGUCACCAUUUACCAGCUUUGUGUAGAUAGACGUCUGCACAUUUCCCUGUUACUGAUUGUAAUGCGAAUGGCUGCUGACCAGUGUCCGGAAGACCCUUGGGAAACGCAACUGAAGCCAAUAAAGCUUGAUGUGGCGAAGUUGUUGUGCCCGAGUCGGCACCAUCUUCCAACCUUACUAUUCAGUGCUAAUCUUAUUACAGAGGACGAAGAGGAACGGUUUAACAAGCUUAAGUCAACUGAGACGGAUACGAACAUUGCCCUAGGCAUUCUAGACGUUCUCUCAAAACAAGGUCCCACAUCGUUUGAUAGAUUUUGUCAGGUACUUCUAAAGACGAAAGACGACACAUUGGCUGGUGUGGAGAAGCGUCUUCGCCCAUAUCUUUACACCAGCCAACGACAAACUGCUGCAGAGGUUGCAGGACCUAAACAUCCGGAUCAAACCCAAGGUUCAACUCACAAUUUCAAGCGGAAGAUCACCGAGAAGGAGAUGUACAAGGUAGCAGGAGUCGCCGGACGCAAGUGGCGUGCUAUUGGUUUGGGUCUGCGGGUGAAGAUGGCGGAACUGGAUGAUAUUGAGCAUGAGCGCAAGAACCUAACGGAAUAUCUGUAUGAGGUUCUCAAGAUAUGGUAUCAACGGGAAGAAAAUCCCACUGUUGAAGAGCUGCUGAAGGUUUGUAAAGAAAAUGACGUCGAGGGAGCGGUUAAGACUGCUUUGCUGAAAUCUUAAUCAAACUGAGCCUAUAGCUCUAGCAGCUUGUGUUGACGUAGACGUCGAAUAGCCUUGAGAUUGACGCCAUACGUAUAGAACGUGGCAGUCUUUUUAGCGGUUUUGGUAUUAUUUUUGUUGUUUGUAUCCUUUCUGUAAUAGCUGAGCAGCGGAGUACGUUGUCGUCUCUAGAGAUAUACAGUACAUAUU
This is a messenger RNA of Corticium candelabrum, 946 nucleotides long. RefSeq lists its product as uncharacterized. Gene Ontology annotation, biological process: signal transduction; regulation of apoptotic process. The record is from RefSeq and is a predicted model, not a curated record. Gene Ontology annotation, molecular function: protein binding. Lineage: Eukaryota; Metazoa; Porifera; Homoscleromorpha; Homosclerophorida; Plakinidae. The coding region runs from base 92 to 757 and encodes 221 amino acids. The transcript is spliced from 3 exons.